AUGGCCAACUGUAUCCUGCGCGGUUCACUGUCCAAGCCAGCAAUGGCUUUCGCACGUACCCUCGUUUCCAGCCAAACCCUACCGAAGGCUCCCUUUUUCAGCGCCACCCUGUUAACACCGGUCCGGAAGCCGCAGCUGUUUAGCGGACCGGUGCGCCACUUUGCCGUAUCGCCCGUACGAUGUUCGAGCGGUGGCAGUCACGUUACGCUGUGGAAUGCCGAACGUGCCCUGUCCGUUGCACUGCUGGGUGUGAUUCCGGUUGGUUUGAUGUUUCCGUCCCAGGUCGGUGAUACGCUGAUUGCCGUUAGCAUUGUGAUGCACCAGCACUGGGGUUUGGAAGCAAUCGUGACCGAUUAUGUGCGUCCGAUUCUGUUCGGAACGACCGUACCGAAGCUUGCCCAUGGACUGCUGCUGGUGGUGUCGGCCGCGACGCUCGGUGGUCUGUUCUAUUUCAACUACAACGAUAUCGGCAUCGCAGGUGUCGUCCGUAAAAUCUGGUCCACCAAAGCAAAGGAAUAGGAGGCGCGCACCGGUCGCGGGCGAAUGGGAGUGAA
Anopheles maculipalpis is the source of this 554-nucleotide messenger RNA. It is a transcript of the gene SdhD, whose product is annotated as succinate dehydrogenase [ubiquinone] cytochrome b small subunit, mitochondrial. The transcript has 4 exons. Gene Ontology annotation, cellular component: mitochondrial envelope; membrane. The record is from RefSeq and is a predicted model, not a curated record. Gene Ontology annotation, molecular function: ubiquinone binding; heme binding. Lineage: Eukaryota; Metazoa; Arthropoda; Insecta; Diptera; Culicidae. Bases 1 to 519 code for a protein of 172 amino acids. Gene Ontology annotation, biological process: tricarboxylic acid cycle; mitochondrial electron transport, succinate to ubiquinone.